Molecule: messenger RNA, 618 nt
Organism: Halichondria panicea
Lineage: Eukaryota; Metazoa; Porifera; Demospongiae; Suberitida; Halichondriidae
Exons: 1
Coding region: 1-618 (205 amino acids)
Molecular function (GO): oxidoreductase activity
Source: RefSeq, a predicted model, not a curated record
AUGGCAGGAAUUUCUGCGGCACAGCGUCUACAAGAGCACGGCAUAAACAACAUUAUCAUAUUGGAAGGCAGCAACAGAGUUGGUGGAAGAAUGAAGAGUACUCAAAUUGGCGGAGUGACCGUUUCACUUGGGCCUGGUUGGAUUCAAGGAAUAGACCCAGCUGAUCCUGAUCUACACCCUCUUUGGGAAUUAGCACAGAAGUACGGUGGUCUGCGAGGUUUCUAUCCUGAUUAUAACUCUCUGACGAACUAUGACACACAAAGCAAUCAACCAAAUGAAUCACUGUUUCGUUGGAAUGACUAUGUUAAUGCUUUAAAAUCAUCUUAUGAUUUGGUAACUCGACUAGAAAAAUCUGGAGAGUGUGACGGUGUUACCCUGCGAUAUGGAUUAAAUGUGAACGGAUGGACCACGGAAACACCCAUUGAUAAGUGGAUUGAGUGGUACAAGAGCGACUAUAGUCAAGGAACAACACCAGAUAAUGUGGCUCUCUGCUUGUCUCUGCUCGACCCAACAUACACGAAUUUUACUUCACCUGGAAGUGAAGCAACUGAUUUUUAUGUGACUGAUCCAAAUGGGUACGAAAAGAUUAUUCAAUGCAUGGCUGAUGAAGUGAAGUGA